Xylaria bambusicola is the source of this 2234-nucleotide messenger RNA. Its product is annotated as HET domain protein. Bases 116 to 1774 code for a protein of 552 amino acids. The record is from RefSeq and is a predicted model, not a curated record. NCBI's taxonomy places the organism in Eukaryota, Fungi, Ascomycota, Sordariomycetes, Xylariales, Xylariaceae. The transcript is spliced from 3 exons.
ACUUACAUCCGGUUGUCUCAACUGCUUAAUAGAAGGAGCGCGAGGCGGCAUGUCUCAGAUAUAGCUACUUCAGCCGACGACUCCGACAAGACAACGAUAUCAUCUAGCCGAAACCAUGAGGCUCAUCAACGUAGAAUCCGUGACUCUAGAGGACUUCAUUGUCGUGACCCCAGGCACUCUCGACUAUGCCAUCCUGUCUCACACUUGGGAGGAUGAAGAGGUCACUUUCCAGGACUUCACUAGCGAUAGCUCGCACUUGAACCUCAAGAAAGGAUUCAGGAAGAUCUUGACAACGUGCGAAUUCGCAAAGAGGGAUGGCAUUAAGUAUGCAUGGGUAGAUACAUGCUGUAUCGACAAGACUAGCAGCGCGGAGCUAACUGAAGCUAUUAACUCAAUGUUCAAUUGGUACCGAGAUGCUAAAGUCUGCUACGCCUGGUUGGCGGAUCUGCCAGGGCCGUCGGAACAGCCUAUUGAGUCUUCCCUCGGGAAUUGUCGGUGGUUCACGCGCGGGUGGACAUUACAAGAGCUCAUAGCGCCGCGCCGCGUCGAGUUCUACGAUCGCCACUGGAAUUUCCGCGGAACCAAAGACGAAUUGAAGGGGUUGAUCGCGGAUGUUUCACAUAUUGGGAAAGCCGUAUUAGCUGACCCCGAUGAUAUUUAUAGAGUGUCCAUCGCACAGCGGAUGUCGUGGGCCGCGAACCGGCAGACCACGCGUCCAGAGGACGUAGCCUACUGCCUCAUCGGCAUAUUCGGCGUGAACAUGCCAAUGCUAUACGGCGAAGGGCAGCGCGCAUUUCUCAGGCUUCAGGAGGAAAUAGUCAAAGAGACUAACGACUUGAGUUUAUUCGCAUGGAAAGCCACAUCAGCGGACCAACGAUACCGCGGUAUCUUUGCGAGAAGCCCAUCCGAGUUUCACGACUGUGGCGCUGUGACGCUGAUUGAUGAUACGAUGCUCAGUCCUGAGUUCUCCCUAGGGAACAAGGGUUUGCGCAUCCACACGAACCUAGUCACAGGGACAAGCGGAACCUAUCUCCUCAAACUGAAUUGCAACAAGGGCCCGUGGAUGCCACCGCUGAGUAUCUGGAUCUACCACCACGGUAACGAAGUAUACAGUCGGUGCCGAGCCCAUGAAUACGGCGAUAACAGGAAAGUCGAUGAAAGACCAUUGCAUAGAAAGAAUAUGGUCAUCUUGAAGCAGCUCGACGCGCUGCGCUCAGCAGAUCUGGAAGCCAGCCAUCGCCACGCGUUCGUCUUCCGGAAGAAUUUCAACACGAUACUUGCUACGCGCUUUCCCGAAUUCCCGUUCGCGGCGUCACCCAUCGAACCCCAUUGGAGGUGGGAUGCGGACAGAUGCAUGUUGAAUACGCGUGGUGUGGAUGAGUUCAACGGCCUUGCGUAUUUCUGGGCUAGACCUGAUGCUACCGCUGACGUUACGCUGAAUGAGUUCACCAUGGCGGGAGAGUGGUUCAUCAUCGCGUUCGGAAAGGUAGGAUACGAGCCGUGGAUCACAGUUCACGGUAAAGAUAGCAAAUACGGACUGAAGUUGCUGGAGGUUGGCGGCACCAAUCUCGAACGCAUGGGGCGUAUGGCACGCGAGAGCCUCUCGAAUCCGCUGAGCAUCACGCUGAAGAACUUUGCGGGAGAACCGUUGAAAAUCAUGACUGUAUCGCUUAAUGAGGGCAUGCUGGACGGACAGGAAGUGUAUUUCAUCGAUAUAGACAUUGAAGACGCGCCGGCGCCGCUAUCCGUCACGGACGAAGCCUUGCGCGCUUAGAAGAGUCCAGAUAUCGAUUAUAGCAAGUCUAUCGGCUUUAAAGCUAAUGAGCAGAGCUCAGGAGACGAAGUUAAGGGCGGUGAUAUCGCGGGUUUGUUCGGAUGACCGUAUGGGUUCGCUCUGAAGCAUGCCUGAUUCUUGCAAACAGGACCGAUGCGUGUUCUGCCGGACGAAGACGGUGUAGUACAUCAGGAUACAGGGUUCCAUGUCAACAGACACCCGGGCACGAAGUUUGCAGGUGAUAGUAUAUCUCACUUCAAACUGGCUCAGGAACUCGGGCCAUCAAGCUGAAACAGUACUGGUUUCCUGUCUCGUUGGAUAAUUCAGGAGUUUCAUGUAUUUCGAUACUAUAGUCGUUCAGCGCCUAGAUUUUUCAUGCAAGUAUCUGAUAGUCCUAGUUGGUUUAGAUCUUCGACUAGUGUUGAAGCAUUCAAUAGACUGAUAUGACCUCGAUGUAGUG